Molecule: messenger RNA, 1338 nt
Organism: Alternaria triticimaculans
Lineage: Eukaryota; Fungi; Ascomycota; Dothideomycetes; Pleosporales; Pleosporaceae
Exons: 3
Coding region: 1-1338 (445 amino acids)
Source: RefSeq, a predicted model, not a curated record
AUGUUGGCUGAGAUGGUUGCACUCCAGAUUCGUGUGCAGGAGCUUGAAGAACGUAUCGCACAAGAGACUACCUUUCCUCUGCAGGCCGGCAAUGACGACAGCGAAAGUGUUCGAACGACCUUCGUUUAUGAAACCACUCGAGACGAAAUCGAGACGACCAAACCUUCCGAUAUUCAAGAAACAAAAGACAUGGUAAAACAUCUCGAAGGCGUCUCCAUGAGUCAGAGCUCUUUCGAACUGUCUACCACAAACCAUGUUACCUUCAAGAUCGGUCGGAUCCGCACAAUACCACCAAAACUGACUUACACAACGCAACUUGUUAGACUAACACUAGAUAUAUGGCUCCCACUAAGGGAAGAAGCCACCAUACUCCUCGACAUCUACAUCACCGAGCUCAACUACAUUCAACACGUAACGCACACCCCCUCUCUACCAGCCGUCCUGGACGAAAUUUACCGUCCGCUCGAAAGCGGUGAGCCUGUUCAUCCCAGCAAAGUCGUUCUACUGCUAAGUAUCAUCGCUCAUACAACGCAUGUAUGGAGUAUGCCGGACGGACUGAACAGAGAACGUCCCCUAUUCUUGUCCUCGACCCAAGCCCGCUCUCAGACAUCCACUUGGAUCAAGGCCACAUAUACUGUGCUUGAUACUUUGCAAGAGGGGCCCUCACUAGCUCUGGAGGCUAUACAAGGCAUCAUAAUCUUGUCAUACGUCUUAUGCAACAUAGAAGGUGUAUCGCUACGAUACCGCUCCUUGAUAACAACUGGCUUAUUGCUAUGUCGGGAAAUGGGUCUUCACCGGAUCGACCACGAAUCCAAUGCCGAUGCGGCCCAGACGCUCAAAGCAGAGGUUGGCCGUCGUGUGUGGUGGUACCUGACUGCAACGGAUUGGCUCCUCGCAGCGCGCUACGGCGGACCCAGCGGCGGAAUCUACCAAACCAACCCUCUCCACUUCCACGUAAACAAACCCCUAAACAUCAACGACAUCGACCUCCUCCCCACCGGCCCCCAACCCUCCCUCCCCCUCUCCCACCAAACAGACAUGUCCUACUUCCUCCAACGCAUCCGUCUCGCAGAAAUCUCCCGCACCCUCGUCGACCAACUCACCUCGGACCCUUUCCAACGCUCCGCCCACCUCAUGGCCAUGGACCGCCAACUCGUACAACUAAUGCACGAAACACCCGCUUUCUUCCUACUAGACUACUACGACAGUAAAUUCUCAUCGGAAAAGCCAAACCACGUCUUCAUCCAAGCCUACUUCCUCAACACGCUCAUCCACACUCAGCGCUUCGCGGCACCUGUUUGCGAGACGGCCGCAACGGCCUCCGGCGGGGCUGUAUAG